GAAGAGAGUUCAUAUUGCAGGCUGUGUUAUCACUCCAGGUAAUUUGCAAUGUUGCCUGCUCUUAUCGGUAUCUGCUCUAGCAGUGCUUUUUGCUGAGGAUUUUCAUUCUCGAUCUUGUUAUUUUGGCGUCGGUCAUGACAAGGUCCAGUCACGAAGUGCGUCCAGGUAAUUUGGCCUCCCUCAUAACCUCGGCGAUAUCACAAGUUCAAGCAACAUAUUUUCUCAGCGAUGAAGCGGCGGAAACAAACAUGAUCUGUCUGAGCGAGCAGUCUGGAAGGUGCGGUCACAACUUCGACUCGUGCUUUCCAACUGUGCGUGUCUCCUUCAGCUCAACGCUUGCACCGAGGCAAAAUGUGAUUUUCGAAGCUCGUGGCAUUGCUACAAUCUCUGCCGUCCUCCGGCGCUCACUGAACUGGUCCCCGGCAGCUUCGCCCUGUCAUUCUCUUGUGCCGGUGCAUCGCCUGCGUUCUGCACUCUGCGGCAACCAGCUCUCCGCUUGCGCCCUUUCUUUUUUCUUUCGUGUUGCGGUUUCAUGCAAAGACGCCAAACUCAGAAGCGCAGUCACUCACGCCAAAGACACCCUCUCUGACCCCGCUCAGAUCCUGUAUGACCGUGUCGCCGUGGACUCCUCAGUCAUCGGAGACCUUCAAGGCCAGCUCGCCAUUGCACAGAACGACAUCCUUUCCAGGGAUACGCUAUUGGAGGCCCGUGAAGCAGAGGUUCAACGCCUGAAGCAGAAUAUUGAAUCCCAGCACGCCACCUUGACUCGCCAGAGUAUCAAGAUCACCGCCUUGGAAGGCCGUACUGUCGCUUUAGGACCUGAUGACCCUAAGUUGACUGCCCAGCUCAAGGCCAAGAAGCUGCGCUGGAGAAUCUUCAGGACAAGCUCGAGUCUCAAGACCUCCAGAUCGUGGACAUCGAAGCUGAGCCGGAGAACCCCAGACGUCGCACGCACCACGGAGCUGACUCGUAAGAUCCACGACCAGCGCUCCGGUCAGCCUUUCAACACGGCCGGUGAUUCCCUUCGACCACCAGGCAGAGACAAGCGACAGAAAAAGAGAUGGGCUUUGAUUUCGACAGGGGCGAAGAGAACAACGACCAAGCGGCCUUUGAUGAUUUUGUCGGAAGUCUGCCGCCUCACAAGAUGAAAGAUUGAGAGUCAGGGAAGCAGGCCGAGGCGCGUACUCAUCAAGCAGAUGAAGAGUAUGCUGAUGAAGACGAAGAUGAAGACAAAGACGCCCCAACGCCGCAAGAGCGGCCCAUGUCAGGACGCGUCCAUGAUCCAGCAUCUCUCUAGUCUGGCCCUGCACCAGUGCGCAAUUCCGUCCAAUGGUCUGACGACACCCAAGAACAACUCGACCCUCCCGAAACACAGUCGUUGGAAAUCGCGUACGCGUCCUCUCACUCACGAGAACGUUUCCGUCAAAGAACACAAGCAAUCUACCAUUCCGGAGCCCAACCUUUCGAUCAGGACAUCACACCCUCGCCCUCUAAGCUUGGGCAUGCAGAAAAGAGUUGUUCCACACCAUAGCAAUACAUCGUUCUAUAGAUCAAGUAACAAAGCUCUG
This is a messenger RNA of Aureobasidium pullulans EXF-150, 1568 nucleotides long. RefSeq lists its product as uncharacterized. NCBI's taxonomy places the organism in Eukaryota, Fungi, Ascomycota, Dothideomycetes, Dothideales, Saccotheciaceae. The coding region runs from base 135 to 1148 and encodes 337 amino acids. The record is from RefSeq and is a predicted model, not a curated record. The transcript has 2 exons.